Rhododendron vialii is the source of this 2474-nucleotide messenger RNA. Its product is annotated as luminal-binding protein. The coding region runs from base 169 to 2175 and encodes 668 amino acids. Gene Ontology annotation, cellular component: nucleus; endoplasmic reticulum chaperone complex; endoplasmic reticulum lumen. Gene Ontology annotation, biological process: endoplasmic reticulum unfolded protein response; protein refolding; cellular response to unfolded protein. The record is from RefSeq and is a predicted model, not a curated record. Gene Ontology annotation, molecular function: heat shock protein binding; ATP-dependent protein folding chaperone; ATP hydrolysis activity. The transcript is spliced from 8 exons. Lineage: Eukaryota; Viridiplantae; Streptophyta; Magnoliopsida; Ericales; Ericaceae.
GUUAAACUCCAGGCCCUUCGUGCAAAAAAACAAAAAACAAAACGCCACUCCGACAACAAUCAACGCGAGAACUCUCUCUCUCUCUCUCAUCCUGCGCAAGAUUUCGGUAUAUACAUACGUAUACAGUAUACAGAUCGGCUGUAGAGAGAGAAGGAAGCGAGAGAAGCCAUGGGCGGUUCGUGGAGGAGGCGGAGCGGCUCUCCGAUCGUACUAGCAAUCAUCUUCAUCGGUUGUCUAUCUGCAAUUUCUAUUGCCAAAGAGGAAGCCGCGAAGUUGGGUACAGUCAUUGGGAUAGAUCUCGGAACAACCUAUUCAUGUGUCGGUGUUUACAAAAAUGGUCACGUGGAGAUCAUAGCAAAUGACCAAGGAAACCGUAUUACCCCAUCGUGGGUCGCAUUCAGUGAGAAUGAGAGACUGAUUGGUGAGGCUGCGAAGAACCAAGCUGCGGUCAAUCCCGAGAGGACCAUCUUCGAUGUCAAGAGACUCAUUGGAAGAAAGUUUGAGGACAAGGAGGUUCAAAGGGAUAUGAAGCUUGCACCUUACAAGAUUGUGAAUAAGGAUGGAAAGCCUUAUAUUCAAGUUCAGAUUAAAGAUGGAGAGACCAAGGUCUUCAGCCCUGAAGAAGUCAGUGCUAUGAUUUUAACUAAAAUGAAGGAGACAGCAGAAGCAUUCCUUGGAAAGAAAAUCAAGGAUGCUGUUGUCACUGUUCCUGCUUACUUCAAUGAUGCCCAAAGACAGGCCACCAAGGAUGCUGGUGUCAUCGCUGGGCUGAAUGUUGCUAGAAUUAUCAAUGAACCAACUGCUGCGGCCAUUGCCUAUGGAUUGGACAAGAAAGGUGGUGAGAAGAACAUCCUUGUAUUCGACCUUGGUGGUGGGACCUUUGAUGUUAGUAUCUUGACCAUUGAUAAUGGUGUUUUUGAGGUCCUUGCCACAAAUGGUGACACUCAUCUUGGAGGUGAGGAUUUUGAUCAGAGGAUAAUGGAGUAUUUCAUCAAAUUGAUCAAGAAAAAGCACGGAAAGGACAUUAGCAAGGACAACAGGGCUCUUGGGAAAUUGAGGAGAGAAUGUGAAAGGGCAAAGAGAGCCUUGAGCAGUCAGCACCAGGUCCGGGUGGAGAUUGAAUCUCUUUUUGAUGGUUCAGAUUUCUCCGAACCCUUGACCCGGGCUAGGUUCGAAGAAUUGAACAACGAUUUGUUCAGAAAGACCAUGGGACCUGUAAAGAAGGCUAUGGAAGACGCAGGGUUGGAGAAGAACAAGAUAGAUGAAAUCGUUCUUGUUGGUGGAAGUACUAGGAUUCCCAAAGUCCAACAGCUCCUCAAGGAUUACUUUGAUGGGAAGGAGCCCAACAAAGGUGUGAACCCUGACGAGGCUGUUGCUUUUGGUGCUGCUGUACAGGGAGGCAUAUUGAGUGGUGAAGGCGGUGAUGAGACCAAAGAUAUCCUUCUCUUGGAUGUGGCACCUCUCACCCUUGGAAUCGAAACAGUUGGUGGGGUGAUGACCAAGUUGAUUCCAAGGAACACUGUCAUUCCCACCAAGAAAUCACAAGUUUUCACCACUUACCAGGAUCAACAGACCACUGUCUCCAUUCAGGUUUUUGAAGGUGAAAGGAGUCUCACAAAGGAUAACAGAAACCUUGGUAAAUUUGAUCUGACCGGAGUUCCUCCAGCUCCAAGGGGUACCCCUCAAAUUGAAGUUACAUUUGAAGUGGACGCAAAUGGUAUCCUGAACGUCAAGGCUGAAGACAAGGGCACUGGUAAAUCAGAGAAGAUCACAAUCACCAACGACAAGGGCCGUUUGAGCCAAGAUGAGAUUGAUCGGAUGGUUAGGGAGGCAGAAGAGUUUGCAGAGGAAGAUAAGAAGGUGAAAGAGAGGAUUGACGCCCGUAACGGCUUGGAAACAUACAUCUAUAACAUGAAGAACCAAAUUAAUGACAAAGAUAAGCUUUCGGAAAAGCUCGAGUCUGAUGAGAAGGAGAAGAUUGAGACGGCCGUGAAGGAGGCACUUGAGUGGUUGGACGACAACCAGAGUGCUGAGAAAGAAGACUAUGACGAGAAGCUUAAAGAAGUGGAAGCCGUUUGUAACCCAAUCAUAACGUCUGUUUAUCAGAGAUCGGGUGGGGCCCCAGGUGCCGGUGCCGGAUCAGAGGACGAUGAUGACUCCCAUGAUGAACUGUAGGAACCGUCGGGGAUUUCAUUGACCACUGAGAGAGAGUGAGAGAGGGUAGCAAAUGAGGAUAUAGGAUAAUCGAGAAAGUCUUCCUAGUCUCUAAUUUUUGUUUGCAACAUGUCAAGGGGAGAGCUUUCCCUUCUUCUUCGCUUGGUUUUUUGUAGGUGAAGGAUACUUUCGAGGGAUGAUUCUUGUUUUUACCUGUACUUUGUGUUCCUCUCUUUGAUGUUGGAACUUUUAGGUGUCUGCUUAUGGAUCUCAAGUCUGUGAUACUUAACUAUUGAAAUGGCAGCAGAAUUGAGAGAAUA